This is a messenger RNA of Aedes albopictus (Asian tiger mosquito), 3585 nucleotides long. Its product is annotated as protein artichoke. The transcript is spliced from 2 exons. The coding region runs from base 142 to 3471 and encodes 1109 amino acids. Gene Ontology annotation, molecular function: protein binding. The record is from RefSeq and is a predicted model, not a curated record. NCBI's taxonomy places the organism in Eukaryota, Metazoa, Arthropoda, Insecta, Diptera, Culicidae.
GUAGCGCAGAAAAUAUAUCCGACAAAAAGUAAGGCACCGAACAGUCAUGUUUACACUCCGCAGUCGUGAAGUCACCCAGCGAAACCGGAACGAAGUUACGUUUAGUAGUGAUAUCUUCAAACCAAUUCUGGUUCAAUCAAAAUGGGUCUAUUGAGACCCGCUGUCACACUUAUCGCUUUCGGGCUGUUCCAGUGUGGCAUCUUGGCGGAUGAUAAGGAAUCAUCGUUAUCGGAUUGUAUCCAGCGGAACAGAUAUAGUCCGGAUCAGCUGCUGUUUUCUGAUACAGAUAAGUCCGCCAUCGAUUGGCUGACCAUAAGCGAAGUAACGCAUACAAAUUUGGAAGCCGGAGUUUUCGAGUGCUUCCCAAACCUGAAGGAAUUUACGAUAAGUGGCAAUGGACUCUCGGAAAUUGAUGGUGACGCGUUUGGAGGCGCUCCUCUGCUGUGGGCAUUGAAUCUGAGCAGGAACGAGUUGAGUUCAUUGUUUGACCAUGGGAAGCCGGUGUUAGAGGAGUUGACUGUACUGAAUCGUUUGGAUCUGAGUGAAAAUCAGUUUCGCAUGUUCAAUAUUGGUUCAUUCAAAGGUUUACAAAAUCUAACUGAGUUGACAGUAUCGGACAACAAAUUGGAGUUAGUUCAUGGACGUACUUUUGAGGACUUAAUAAACCUGCAAGUGCUGGAUUUGUCUCGAAACAGGAUCGACUAUCUUCCAAGUGCAGUUUUUUCGUUUAACUUGAAAUUAAAAUAUCUCGCACUAAAAAAUAACCGGAUGAAGUACCUCAGUGCAAAAGCAUUUCACGGGCUACACGAGCUAGAAGAGCUGGAUUUGUCAGACAAUGGCAUCGAUAUAUUGCCAAGAACACUUUUCAGACCAUUACGCAAAUUGAGAGUGCUUUUUCUGAACGGUAAUGAUUUGGACUUCUUCCAGGAAUCGUUAUUCAGUGCAAUGGAGAAUUUAGAAUUUUUGAGUAUAGCCGACAAUCACGUUGUGGAACUUCAUCAAGCCAUUCUCAAGCCUUUAACAAACCUGAAGCUGUUCAAUGCCCAUGGGAACAAAAUAUCGUCGAUUCCAGAGGAUUUGUUCCUGCAUAAUGUCUUGCUGCAGGACGUCAGUUUCGGUGAUAAUACUUUCGAUUGUUUUCCGGAAAAGGCAAUGGCUUCACUGGAACACUUUAGGAGUUUGGAUUUAUCCAAUAAUCUUCUAAGUUCCUCGGUAGUGUUUGAGUUCUCAAAUUCCACUCAAGUCAGCCUGUAUCUGAAUGGAAAUAAUCUAACCAAUCUUCAACUUCGCGGAAAUGUGUCUCACCUCACCAUGUCCAACAACAAGCUGGAAGAGAUUUCAAGUGACAAUUUCAAAUUUUGUACUGAUAUUAUUAGCGUUUAUUUGGAUCAUAAUUAUAUAAUGAAAGUGGAUCUGAACGCAUUCAACGAAUUGUCACGACUGGAGGAACUGAUCAUAAGCUUCAACUCGAUUGGAGAUAUCCAACCAACUCAUCUGGCAAACUUGUCAUCUCUCAGAUAUCUGGAUUUGACUAAUAUCAACUUGAGGAAACUACCAGAACGUUUAUUCUCAUCACAAACACUGCUACACACUCUGCGGUUGGGAGACAAUUUGUUGGAGGAGAUACCUGAAUCAACAUUUUGUGAGCUAGAAAACCUUCAAUAUCUUAGUCUCGAAAACAACAAAAUAGGAAAUUUAUCCGCUGAUUUGCUGAAAUCAAAUUCCAAACUAAAUAGCCUGUAUUUGCAUGACAACCAGCUUGAACACAUUCCUGAUGGGCUGUUUGAUAGCCUUGGCAGUUUGGAAAUGCUUGCCUUACACAACAACCGAAUAUGGAAAAUCAACGACCGGAUGCUGAACGGCUUGCGGAACGCAGAGAAAAUCGGUCUUCACAAUAACAACAUAUACACACUAAGCCCCAAAGCGUUCGAUGGGCUAUUGCUGCUAAAAGUUAUUCACUUGUAUGAUAACCGCAUUACAGAGCUGGCGCCCAACAUGUUCGAGAACAAUAUCCUAUUGGAAGAAGUAGUACUAAGGAAUAACCUCAUCUCAACAGUCCCCCAGGGUACGUUCCGUUACUUGACCAAUUUGCAAAUCCUCGAUCUUGCAGGAAAUAAGAUUACCAAAAUCGAUGCUCAAACCUUUCAACAGUGUGAAUCAUUGCGAGAGCUUUGGCUUGGUGGAAAUGAGAUAAGGACUAUCAACGAAGGAUCACUUCGCGGCUUGAAGAAUUUGGAAAUGUUGGAUCUGAGCAAAAACAAGAUUUCCGAAAUUAAAAAUGAGACAUUCAAAAAUUUGGUUUCAUUGAAACGACUGUACCUGGGAAGUAACAGAAUAAGUGACCUGUCGUCCAUGCAUUUCAACCGUCUUAUAAACUUGAGAGUACUUUCUAUGUUUAAUAACAAUUUGAAGUUAUUGCGCAACGAACAGUUUGUGAGCAAUAAGGUGCUUGAAGAACUUUUUUUGGACGGAAACGAGAUAUCGGACAUUUCACCAAAUGCUUUCUAUGGACUCAGCCGCUUAAAGAUUUUGUAUUUGUCAAAGAACAAGUUGUCUGAGAUACAGUGCGGAACUUUCGAUUCAUUGAUUGCACUGACUGAACUAAAGUUGGAUAAAAAUGCCCUUAUUCAACUUCCAGAUAAGCUACUCUAUCAACAGAAAGCUCUUGAAUUCUUGUGCCUAUCAGAAAACAAACUCAUCUCUGUUCCAGAAGAACUCAUCAACAAAAACACAAAUCUGAGAAUCCUGGAACUCAACAACAAUCAGCUGACAAGUAUCCCGGAGUCCUUUUUCUUACAUGUUCAACAGCUAGCUGAACUUUACGUGGAAAACAACCUUAUUGCAGAACUACCGGAGCAAAUGUUCAUCAGGAACCCUGCCAUGAAAAUACUCAACGUAGCUGGAAACACACUGACACAAUUUGACAUUCUCAAAACGGGAUUCGUCGAAAGUCUUCAAAUCCUAGAUAUUCAGGGCAACCGCCUCCAAAUGAUUCAGAUUCCACGGAAUCUUAUAAAACUGUUUGCUCAGGAUAAUCAAAUUGACACCGUGUUCGUAGAACAGUCAUCGUUCCAUCAGCUGGAAGUCCUCACUCUUUCCGGUAACAACCUGCAGAAAAUAGAUAAACUGUUCAAACUGAUUCGCCUGAAAUCCUUGGACCUAUCCAGAAACCAGCUCGUCGAAUUGGAUUUGAGCCGACUGUACAAGCUGCCGUACCUGAUGGAUUUGAACGUAUCGAGAUCGGAUAUUCAGCAACUAACCGGAGUGUUGCACAAGGAGCAUUACAAUCUGGUCUCGCUUGAUCUGACAUACAACAAGAUACGAGAGUUUCACAAUUUUAUACCCAUCUUUUUCACGUCAUUGCUGCAGCUGGGAGUUACUGGAAAUCCUUUUGUAAAUCAGGAGUUUAAUGACAAUAUGGAGCUGUUGAGGAGCAUUGAUGCGUUUCAAGAAAACUUUGAGUUUUUCUAGGUUUAGUUCAUGGGAAUAAGUCAGAUGUUAUUAUACUUUAGCGUUGGAACAUGAUGAAUUAAUAGAUUAUUAAUAAACAGCUCUCAGUUAAUAAUUGUGGAAUUACUUACUUUA